Molecule: messenger RNA, 2289 nt
Organism: Gavialis gangeticus (Gharial)
Lineage: Eukaryota; Metazoa; Chordata; Crocodylia; Gavialidae
Gene: FRMPD2
Product: FERM and PDZ domain containing 2
Exons: 15
Coding region: 121-2289 (722 amino acids)
Cellular component (GO): cytoskeleton
Molecular function (GO): protein binding
Source: RefSeq, a predicted model, not a curated record
CUGAUUUCUUCCAAAAGUGCCACUCCAAUAAUUUCUCUCCUUACUUUGUGUUGAUUUGGAUAUACAACCUGCAUUAUUGCUCACUGCAACACCUGAAGAUCGGCCAGUGCUACGGAUGAAAUGCCUACCAGUACUCAGAAGAAUAGCAAGCACAACCUGAUAAAUUUAGAUUCUACCUUCUCUGUGUCUGCAAAGGACUCCUCAGCAGCUGCUGCAUCUCAGAGAUGUUUGUUCAAAAGAAAAUAUAAGUUUUCAGGUCCAGAAUUUAUCAUUCUCUCCAGGGAACCACCAGUGACCUUACAUCUACCUGGAUCAAUUGUGACUAAGAAGGGAAAAUCCUAUCUGUCUCAAAGGGAUCUCAGCAUCAUUCUGCUCAAUGGGCAGUGCCUAGAGGUCAAAUGUGAUAUCAAGUCUAAGGCAAGAGAUAUCUUCAGUAUGGUUAUGGCAUAUACAAAUCUGCCGGAACACUUCUACUUCGGCUUAGCUUACUUGAAAGGUAAAGAGUUUUUCUUUCUGGAUGAUGAGACCAAGAUCUGCAAAGUGGCUCCAGAAGGCUGGAAUGACCAACCCAAGAGAAAAACUUCUAUCAUUAACUUCACUCUCUUUCUGAGGAUAAAAUUCUUUGUCAGCCACUUUAGUGUUAUCCAGCAUGGUCUGACACGGCAUCAGUUCUACCUGCAGCUUCGUAAAGAUAUUCUGGAUGAGCGACUGUACUGCAAUGAUGAGAUUAUCCUGCAGCUAGGUGCUUUAGCAUUACAGGCAGAAUUUGGAAAUUAUUCUCCUGAGAUGCAUGGGAAGAACCAUUUUCGUGCAGAAGACUACAUCCCUGCAAGCCGAAUAGAGAAAAUGACCCUGGUGUAUGUACAGCGAGAACUUGCUAAACUGCAUCAUAUGACCUGCUCCCUCUUUGAAGAUGAAGCUGAACUAGAGUUUCUAAGGGUGACUCAGCAGCUCCCUGAAUAUGGCAUGCUAUUCCAUCAUGUGUUCCAAGAGAAGAAGGCAGCAGGAGUUGAUACUGUCCUGGGAAUCUGUGCCAAAGGCAUCAUUGUGUAUGAUGUGAAAAACCACACAAGAAUUGCCGUCUUAAGGUUCCAGUGGCAGGAAAUGGAGAGGAUUUCAGCUCACAGAAAAAAGUUCAUGAUUGAAAGCAGUUUCAAAAAACACAAGUUCAUCACUGACACAGCAAAGACCUGUAAAUAUUUGCUGCACCUCUGCUCUGCUCAGCACAAAUUUAAUGCACGGAUGAGUUCCUUUCAUCUUCGGCAAGCUUCAUCAGAAAGCAAAUAUUUGGAAACAGACCAACUGAAUGCCACAUAUGCAGUUCAACAUGAACACUUUGUCUUGUCUCAAAGAAUGUCUCAUUCAGAAAAUUUGCUGUGCAGGACUGAUUUGGAAAAUGCAGAUGCUGGAAUGAUGAGUAGGUCUUGUGAUAGCAUCAGUGUGGAAACCAACAAUGUGGCUGGAGACAAAAGCAACCUAGGCAGCUCACCAUCAGGAUUGUCUCAGUCAGAAGCGCACAUUAAUUUAAAUGAAAACCAAAGAAGUUAUGACUAUCUCUUUAUCCGCUCAAAUCAGAAUAUAGCCAGCCCAUCAUGUUCACCAGUUAGCCAAAAGGAGAUGGUGUUAAGUGGACUGGAAAGAGAAAUUAUUUGUGUCCAUUUAAAACGUGAUUCUCAAAAUGGCUUUGGUUUUGUAAUUAUUGGAGGAGAAAAUGUGGGGAAAUUAGACCUUGGAAUCUUUAUUGCUUCAGUUAUUCCCGGAGGACCUGCAGACAGAGCUGGGCACAUCAAACCAGGUGGAAGACUCAUAUCUGUGAAUAAUAUUAGUCUUGAGGGUGUUUCUUUUAAUACUGCAGUUAAAAUUAUACAGAGUUCUCCUGAUGAAGUGGAACUGAUCAUCUCUCAACCAAAAGACAUGUAUGAGGAAGGAAUAAAGGAAGAGAAAAAUCUGUCAAGAAAAAGCAGCACCAGUGAGUCUGAGACAACUUGCAUAGACAGUGGGAAAAAAAGAAUACAAGGCUGCCAUACAGGACCUUCCAAGGAAAAAGACAUAAAUAUAGAUGAACUUGAAAAGGUUCUUUCUUGGAGUUUGGCACCAGAAUUGGUUAACAAGAUUUCUGUUCUUUCAGUUGGCCACAUGGAUGUGGAGGAAGCUGACUCCUUUCAUUCAAUGCCUCCCGCUGAAGUCAAUUCAAAUGGAAUCUACACCGUGGAGCUGGUUAAAGAUAAUGGGACUUUGGGAAUCAGUGUGACUGCAAGUGUUAUUUUUGAUCUUACAAUGCAUUCAUGA